Molecule: messenger RNA, 183 nt
Organism: Opisthorchis viverrini
Lineage: Eukaryota; Metazoa; Platyhelminthes; Trematoda; Opisthorchiida; Opisthorchiidae
Exons: 1
Coding region: 1-183 (60 amino acids)
Source: RefSeq, a predicted model, not a curated record
AUGCUAUGCUGCGCCACCAAACCAAAACAGGACGACAGUGGCAUCUCAGUUGGUGGUGACCUGGAAGACCUGGAAGAAAACGGUCCUACUCCUGAGAAACUGAAACAAUCAGCCAUUUUUAUGGCAGUCGUUAAAACAUUACACAAUCCACAUUAUAGGGAAAAUGCUCCAAAAACAGGGUGA